This is a messenger RNA of Habropoda laboriosa, 6072 nucleotides long. RefSeq names its product dynein beta chain, ciliary-like. Gene Ontology annotation, molecular function: ATP binding. NCBI's taxonomy places the organism in Eukaryota, Metazoa, Arthropoda, Insecta, Hymenoptera, Apidae. The record is from RefSeq and is a predicted model, not a curated record.
AUGGCUGAUAAAAAGGAGGACGAGAAGAAGGAGGAAGACCAACGACUGGAAUACCUGUUCAAUUAUCUUACACAUUCAAGGAAAUUAAAAAUUGACAGAUGGACGAAGAUGUUGUCGAAUGCAGAUUUUAAGGAGAUAAUUACAAAGUUCUUUGGUACCGCGUCGGAGAUGGUCCUCGUGUUGCAAUUGACACCCACCGGUCUUCUGAUGCCCCAACUCAGAAUAACGCAAUCCAAGAGAAAGCAGACAUACUUCUUGAAGAAGAAACCCCAAACGGUCACCGAGCAUAAUUACAAGGAUUUGUUGAUACCCGGUGAUAUGGCACCGAAUCCAAUCGAAGAAUUAGCCGUGCUCGUCGAGGACGCAUACGUACCUAUUUUAUCUAACCCAAAAAAUCACGUCGGUUGGCCGGAAGUAGUUUGUAAAGAUGUUAAAAAGCAAGUGUAUGAUCUUCGAAGUUUAAUAUGGCAGGUAAAAGGAAAAAUAACGGGACAAACGUUGCUACCAAUGCCGAUGGGCAUCGAAGAAAUACUCAAUCAACAAUUUAAUUCAAAAAUAGACUCUUCUAAGCAAUUACAACUGAAAAAUAAUAUAGAGGAAAUUGUAAUAAAAUGGGCAACUCAGAUCAAUGAGAUUCUCAAUGAAGAAUUCUCUAAGUCUUCGAAGAGUGACAAGGAAAUACCUGUUACUGAGAUAGAAUACUGGAACAUGAGACUAAAGAAUAUGGAAUCGCUUUACCGACAAUUGAAAGAUCCGAAAGUAAUGCAAAUAGAAGUAUUUUUAGAAAAAGUAGAAAGUCCUUAUUCGGCGUACUUCAAAAAUUUAGUGAAAAACGUGGUUGGAACUUUAUUGCAGACUAGGGAUAUUUAUCUCUAUUUGAAGCCUCUGGAAUCCUAUUUUCAGGAUGUCGAAAGUACUGAAUUUAAAGACAUAAUGUCGAAGUUAAAGACAUUGAUCCAUUGCGUUUGUUUAAUGUGGUCAAAUUCGAAAUAUUAUUCUAUGGAAAGAAUUAUUGCUCUGUUACGAGAAAUUUCAAAUUUGUUAAUUUCUCAGGCAGUGAAGCAUAUAAAUCCGUCAACUUUAUUUGAAGGAGACAUCGAGGAAAAUAAAGCAAAAAUAGCAGAGGUCUUACCGUAUCUCAAUAGCUAUCAAGAAAUGUUUCGAACAUUUAAAGAGAAAAUAGAGUCUUAUUUUAAAUUACAAGAACCCGUACCUUGGACAUUUCACGAGAAGUUAGUUUUUGCCAGAAUUCAAAUGUUUGAGCAGAGACUUAAAGAAAUUGAGUCGUUGUUCAAUAUAGUACAGGAUUAUUUAAAACUGGAAAGAAUAGAAAUGUCCGGUUUAAAAGCAAAAUCGUUGCUUUCCAUGACUACUGACAUUUACGAAGAGUUUCUUAAAUUGUACCAACAAUUUGCGGAAGUACCUUACGAAGUUUUAAUGCCAGAGGAAACACAGUUUACCGAAGAUUUGAAUGCGUUUUCUGCCAUGGUGGAGCAAUUUGAUCGACGAUUGGCAAGCAUUUUUGUUCAAGUAUUUGCAGAAUGUCAUAACUUAGAAUCGCAUUUUAAGUUUAUUUGGAUGAUGGGUGUAAUUGCCAAUCGACCCAUAAUCAUGGCUCAGUUGUGGUUUAAAUACGAAAACGUGAUUCAAAGAGCAGAUCGACACUUCAGCAAUAUAAAGGGCAUAUUUGACGAGAAUUUUACGUUGGAUACAGAGAGGUUGCACAUAUCAAUAAAUGCCUAUUUACCUCCAGUCGCUUCGUCAUUGUGCUUGUUAAUGAAACUACGUGAGAGAACUCGUUUUCCAAUUCACUGCAUGAGAUUAAUCGAUCAUCCUUUAAUUGCUGCUAAAAUGACAAGCGAACUCAAAGAGAAAUACGAAGAGCUAGAGAUGAUUAUUGAAGAAAAGGAAGAGGAAAUAUUCUCCGCUUGGGAAGAGAAAUUGCCAGAAAUUUGGGAAACACACUUAACGAAAACUCUUUUAACAGUUAGAGAUGACAAGCUGUUAGAAUUGAAUUUUCAUAUACAACUGAGGAAUACUUUAAGAGAGAUUCGUUAUAUGAUAAUCAUAAAGAAGCCCAAUCUUCCUCCUGAAGCAAUAGAAUUUUAUAACAGAACACAAUUCUUUUUUAACAACACCUACAAUCUUAAUUUGAUAGUAAAUUGGUAUAACAGAAUACGAAGUGAGAGCUUACCAGUAGAAUUUAAAUUAGUGGAAGAAGAAGUUGAAGAUAUUGACAAUUUAAUUAAUUAUGGUCAAGAAAAUUAUAAUUGGAAUUCCGAAGAGAUCCCCGAAUACAUAAAUAAUCUGCUAGAAAUUACUUGGAAAUUACACGUCAGAGUUUUUCGAGCACAGAAUAACUUGAAAAAUAUUCUGGACAGAUUAUAUGCCUGGGCGAUGAUGCCAGUUAUUUAUCGUAAAGAUGCAAGAGACGAUAAUGUAUUGUCAGUUGUUGAUAAAAUUGACAGAUUCUCGGAAAGAUAUGCAGAAAUCGAAGCAACAGCUGAACAACUCGAGAGCAUACUGAAGGAAAAUUAUAAACUGUUUUUUGACUUACUUCCGGAUGAUGCCUAUGACAAAGCAAAUGCAGACUUACUUGACGUUCAAACUGGAGAGGAGAAGAAAACAGAAGAAGAAAUCGUUGAAGAAGAAACUGAAGAUAUAUCUCAAAGACCAGCUGAGGAAGCAGCAGGUGAAGCAGAAGGAGCGGAAGGGCAAGAGGAAGUAGAAGAAGAAGAAGAAGAGGUUGACGAGGAGACAUUAGCAAUGAGACGAGAAAAAUGGCAGCCUUAUCUGUACUAUGUGGAUAAUUUAGUUUCCAAAGGGCUUAUUCAAGCGGUUUCCACGAGUAUUUGUUACAUUCUCGACGAGACCGAUCCUGAAGCUGAUAUACACCCUUCAUUUGAAAUCCAAAUGUCUUUGGGAAAUCCCAGUAUCAAUUUCCACCCAUCAUUGGAAUUAGACGAUCCUGAAGGUUUCUACACGUUCUUUGAGUCACUUCUUCUUGACAUGAUAAAAAUGGGCACUCUUGUUCCCCGUGUUGACCCGGAGUUACGUGAAGAACAAGAAAAUUAUGCGAUUGACGUUGCCGAAGAAGACGGAAUUAUAUUCAUGCUGGAAGAAACUUGCAAUCGAGCAAAACUUGCUUUGGUAGAAGUUAAAGAACAUGCUCAGAAAUACGAUACCUACUCGUGGUUAUGGCAGGACAAUAAGCAGGAGUAUUUAACUUAUUUCCUAAAAAUAUGAUACAAAAAGCCAGAUUUAGCAACCUUUAAACGUGAAAUUGACUACUUCAUGGACCUGUACAAGCAAAUUGAUCAAAUGCCUAAUGAAGAGGUCUUUUGUCGAUGGCUGAAACUCGAUUUGAAGUCUUUUAAGCAAACCCUUUUGAAUAUAACUUGCAAAUGGGCUAACGUGCUGAAGGAACAUUUGGUUAACACCAUCACUACUGAAUUGGAAAAUUUGUCAGAGUUUUUGAAAGCAGCAAUGGAGAACUUUUCGCAGCCUAUUCAUGAAGAUGAUUACGACGCACUUUUGGAGACUAUAUAUUAUUUAAAAGAAGUGCGAGAUCGUCAAUUCGAAAUUGAGGAUAUGUUCGAUCCUAUUAAGAAAACAAUAGAACUUCUGCAACAAUAUAACGUGUCUUUAGACCAGAAAAUAUUUGAUUGGCUCUUAGAAUUGCCUGUAAGUUGGGAAACACUGAAGAAAGUGGCUGCUCAAGUUAAGCAAAUCGUUCAACCUUUAAUGACUCGUCAAAUUGAACUUCUGAAGAAGAGGCUAAGCUAUUAUGAUUUCAAACAACAACACUUCAUGGACGAAUUCCAUAAAAAAGGCGUUUUCAAUCCAGAUUAUACAGAGCCUUACGAACAAUUGAACGAGGUAUACGAAAAAGUUUUGAAAUUCCUAAGCGAAGAAAAGGAUUUGCACGAUCAAGCGGUAAUUUUCGAACAAGAAAUGCCUGAAUUUAAGGUGAUCAAGCAAAUACAAAAGGAGAUGCAACUUUUGAAAACUCUGUGGGAUUAUGUGUAUGUAAUUGAAACUUCUUUAAACGAAUGGAAGAAGACCACGUGGAAGAAGCUCGACAUUGAAUGGAUGGACCAAGAGUGCAAGAAACUUCUCAGAGAAUUGAGACAUCUAGACAAAGAUGUGCGUUCUUGGGUGUUGUACAGUAACGUUGAAGCGCAAGUAAGAAACAUGAUGGCAUCGUUGAGAGCUGUUUCCGAAUUGCAGAAUCCAGCAAUUAGAGACAGACAUUGGAAAGAAUUAAUGGCUGAAACGAAGGUAGCAUUCAGUAUGACCGACAACACUACAUUGGAGGAUUUACUAAAAUUACAAUUGCAUAAAUAUGAAGAAGAAGUUAAAAAUAUUGUCGCGAAAUCGGUAAAAGAGAUGGCAAUGGAAAAGGUGUUGAAAGAACUUCACGAUACUUGGAGUACUCUCGAAUUUGGCAAAGAGAUAUAUGAACGUACGAAAUUAAAUAUUCUCAAAAUUGAAGAGGAACAUAUUGAGACCCUUGAAGACAAUCUGGUACAACUGCAGACUAUGCUAGGGUCAAAAUACGUUGGAUAUUUUUUCGACGAAAUUCUUGAUUGGCAGAAAAAAUUGAACAACGCGGAUGCAGUGAUUAACGCAUGGUUCGAAGUACAACGGGCGUGGAUGCAUCUCGAAAGUAUUUUCAUUGGUUCUGAAGAUAUCAGAAGCCAACUUCCGGAAGAAUCGAAGCGGUUUGAAAAAAUUGACAGGGAGUUUAAAGAAACUCUGAGAGAAAUGCUAAGCAAUUUAAAUAUUGUGAAAGCAACCAACCGUCCGAAACUUCUGGAAAAAUUGGAAGAGUUGGAAGUCCAAUUAAAUCUCUGUGAGAAAGCUUUAACAGACUACUUGGAAACAAAAAGAUUAAUUUAUCCGAGAUUUUACUUCAUCUCUUCUGCGGAUCUAUUAGAUAUUUUAAGCAAUGGUAACAACCCUGAACUGGUUUGCAAACACUUGUCGAAACUGUACGAUUCUCUGGCAAAAUUAGACUGGAAAAUGGACGGUGGAAAACACACGAAACUCGCGAUCGUCAUGAUUGCUAAAGAUGGUGAAACAAUACGUCUUCACGGAAGUUGUGAUUGCAGUGGAAAGGUGGAAGUUUGGCUGAAUAAUGUGACAGAUGCAAUGAAGAGAACAGUGAGAUUCCACAUAUCUCAGGCGGUAGCCACUUACGAUGAAAAACCACGAGAACAAUGGAUUUUCGAUCACCCAGCUCAACCUGCCCUCUGUGGAAGUCAAAUUUGGUGGACUACCGAGGUGAACAUGGCCUUCAUGAGACUGGAAGAAGGUUUUGAGAAUGCGUUUAAAGAUUACCAGAGAAAGCAGGUUAUCCAACUGAACACUUUGAUAACAUUACUCUGUGGAGAUUUAAAUGAAAGUGACAGAAGGAAAAUCAUGACGAUUUGUACGAUCGACGUGCACGCCAGAGAUGUUGUAGGCAAACUGAUUUCGAUGAAGGCGGAGAGUUCUGCUAGUUUUCAGUGGCAAUCACAGCUCAGACACAGAUGGGACGACAAAGUUGGCGACUGUUACGCCGACAUUUGUGACGCGUCCUUUAAAUACGAUUACGAGUAUUUGGGAAAUGUUCCGCGAUUAGUGAUAACGCCGUUAACCGACAGAUGUUAUAUUACUCUAACGCAAUCUUUACAUCUUAUAAUGGGUGGAGCGCCUGCUGGUCCUGCAGGAACUGGGAAAACAGAAACCACGAAAGAUUUAGGAAGAGCAUUGGGCCAAAUGGUUUAUGUGUUCAAUUGUUCCGAACAAAUGGAUUACAAAUCUUGUGGAAACAUUUACAAAGGCCUUGCUCAAGUGGGCGCCUGGGGUUGUUUCGAUGAAUUUAAUCGCAUUUCCGUGGAAGUACUUUCAGUGGUUGCCGUACAGGUGAAGUCAGUUUUGGACGGCGUGAAAAGUCGUAAAUCGACGUUUCUGUUCUUUGGGGACGAGCUUAAUCUCGUUCCCACCGUUGGAAUGUUCAUUACUAUGAAUCCUGGAUACGCUGGAAGGACGGAAUUACCGGAAAAUUUGAAAACGUUGUUUAGGUAA